CAUCAUAGGAGCCCUUAGAUGUGGUCAAGUAGAUCGCAUGGUUUGUGCUUGAGCUAUGGUGCACCAGCAUUACCAUCACAUCUGCGUCUUUUGCUUGCACCUGAAAAUAGAACAAGGUAUGCAAGUGUGUUGAACUAUGCAAAAACAGAUAACCAUUGUCAAGUUAUUAUACAAUGUGAAUACUCUUCUUUUCAAAGUUAUCAUAGCUGAUGAAAGUAAAAUAUGUACACAAAUGUUACUGACCUCAACAGAGCCAUCUCUAGCAGCAUCCAAUGCCUCUCUCACAAUUGAAGUGUCAGCAUCAUUGUCAUACUGCUCAACAGUGAUGUGAAGUUUUUGAAAUGUUGAAGAGAGGAGGUGGAUGAGCUCACUCGUGUUGUCCAAGAACUUUGCUCUUGGUGUCCAGUGUAUCAGAUCUGGUUGAAUCUGGAGAUCACAGUAUGACUUCUUGGUACGUCUGAUGUGGUCAUGAUCAUUUGGCGAUCUGCUAUAGCCAUCAAAGACCACAAUGAUCUUCUGAGAGCGACAGCCAAGACCCUGCAAGUAUAUCAGUAUGAGGCAAAGCCAUGUGAACGAAUUCCUGCAAAAGAAGGACUGAUCACCACAAUUUGCAGCAGCUCUUACUGAUAGUGUCCUCAACAUGAUCAUCAAAGACAUGAGACCCCUGUCAAUGGUGGAAGAUGAGGGUUUCCGUGCUAUGGUGAAAACAUUCCAACCAGGCUACGUUCUCCCUAAGAGAACAUGCUUCACAAACAUGAUGGAGAAGAAAUAUGAGCAUGAAUUCCUGAGAGUCAAACUUGCCCUCUCCUCAUCCAGAUCCAUGUCAGUUGGACAUAUGCUGUCUAAAGGAACUCGUGCCUUCUGCCGAGCCGCCCGCCGAGUCCUAUGCUGUGUCCCUGCAGCAAGAGCCAGAGAGGAAAAGUUGGAGAAGGAGAACAAAGAUCUGAAGACAAAGAUGAAAGUGAAGGAGGAAGAAAUCUUCUACCUGAGCUCUGGACAGAUGCUGUCUGAAGGAACUAAGACCAUCUGCCCAGUAGUCCUGGAGAAAACUGGUCUAGCUGCUGAGAACGUUGCUCUAGCUGGCGAGAACGCAACUCUAGCUCCUCAGAACGUUGCUCUAGCUGCUGAGAACGCUGCUCUAGCACCUGAGAACAUUGAUCUAGCUGCUGAAAUCACUGCUCUAACUGCUGAGAAAGCUUCUGUAACUGCUACUGGUGCUGCUCUUACUGCUGAGUGGCGUGCUCAAGCUCGCGGGAACAUUGCUCUAGCUGCUGAAAUCACAACUCUAACUGCUGAGAAAGUUGCUCUAACUGCUUAUAGCACUGGUCAAGUUCCUGAGAUCGCUGCUCUAAUUGCUGAGGCCACUGCUCUUACUGCAGAGAAGAUUGUUCUAGUUGGUUAUAACAGGAGACUAAAUGCAAGGAAUGAUAUACUGAAGAGGCAGCAGAAUGAUUUUUUGGCAGCUCUGCCUAAAGAAAAAGGUGCAGCCAGAGCUGCUCUGGAAAAACAAAAUAUUACACUGACAAAAAAGAUAAACCCUUCUGCCUUAAAGCUGUUACAGGACACAUUCAUCUUGGCCAAGACAGAAAAGGCUAUCGAAACAGCAAGAGCCAAAGAGGAAGAUUUGGAGACGAAGCUUGAAGAUCUGAAGAUGACACUGAAAGUGGAACAGGAAGCCAGAUUCAAACAGAGAGAGGAUCUGAUAAACCAGAUCAUAGAGACAGAGAAGUUGUUUAUUGAGCAGCAGGAAGGAAAACUGACCAAGCAGAACACUGAGCUUCAGGAACUCGCAUUGAAGACAGAUGAGAACGAGGCAAAGGUCAAAAAGCAGAGGAAGCAGGAAAAGAAAGAGCAGCUGGAGAGAGAGAAGAAUGAGAGAGAAGAACUGAAGAAGACAGAGAAGAAGGAGUGGAUUGAACGGAAGAAGAGAGAGAAGAAGGAGAGAGAGGAGGCGAAGGAGCGAGAUAAACUGAUGAAGAGAGAGAAGAAAGAAAUAUCUCAUGCCAUCUGCCCAGAGCUCCAACGAACCCUCAGUGCUGUCCUCCUGGUGAAACCUGGUUUAGCUCCAGAGAUUGCUGCUCUAUCUGCUAAGAGUGCUGCUCUAGCUGCUGAGAAGGCCACUGUAGCUCCUGACAAGGCUACUCUAGCUGCUGAGAACGCUGCCCUAAGUAUUGAAAACACUGCUCUAACUGCUGAGAAUGCUGCGCUAGCUGCUAAGAAUGUUGCUUUAGCUGCUGAAAACACUGUUCUAUCUGCUGAGAAAGCGGCUCUAGUUGCUGAGAUCGCUGAUCUAACUGCCUGUAACGUUGUUGUAGCUGCUACGACUGCUGCUCUUGCUAAUGAGAGAAUUGCUCAAGAUGCUGAGAUAGCUGCUCUAGAUGCUCAGACAGCUGCUCUAGCUGCUGAGAUCGGUGCUCAAGCUCCCUCCAUCACUUUUCUAGUUCCUGAGAUCGCUGCUCUAGCUGCUGAGAUCCCUGCUCUUACUGCUGAGAAGGCUGCACUUACUGGAGUAAAUAGUUUUCUGGAGAGACAGCUGGAUGUUUUGGUAGCAGCUCGGUCUGAACACAAUAAUGCAGAAAUCCUUGCUCUAACAGAACAAAAUAGUACACUGACAAAGGAGAUGGACUAUAUUACUUUCAAGCUGUGUUGUACCAAAUUUGACUUGACCCUGAGGGAGAAAGCCCUGGAAACAGCAAGAGCCAGACAGAAAAAGUUGGAACAGGAGAUUGAAGAUGUGAAGAUGACGAUGAAAGUGGAACAGGAAGCCAGCUUAAAACAGAGAGAGGAUAUGAUAAACCAGAUCAGAGAGACAGAGGAGAAGUUGUUUAUUGAGCAGAGGAGGCGCCAUCCAGAGCAGUGGCCUUGAUGGGCUGGAUCCAAGGUUCCUGAUCAACAUCCAGCUGCACGGCAAGAGUGGAGUCAAAGAGAUUGGUGCCUGCCUGCCUGCCUGCGUUACUUUACUGAGUUAUUGGAUUUCCAAUAAACUAUUUGACGUUACUUCUGCCUCAGCUCCUGUCUCUGCCUCUUUGUCCGAAGCCUGGCCUUAACAGUAUAGUCCGGCCACAAUGGACUUGUCAGGUCCCUGCUCUUGUUCAACAACCCCCCCCCCCCCCCCACCAGCCGCCCAACCUGCCACUGCUGCAGGCACUGCUGCCCUCGAGCCCCGGAUACCCCCACCAGCUAAGUACUCCCAACAUCGCUUACUUGGUUAAUUUACUCGAGGGCAGUCCGAUCAGCCCUCUUUGAGCAACACUCACCGCUGGAAACCAGAAAUUGGGAGGGAGAACAAGGCAAUUCAACCUGCCAUUAAAACCGGCGACCAACUCCUCCUGUGGCGUGCUGACUCCACUUGUUCCCCGGAUUACUGUCACUCUGAACAGCUGACUUCCCUCGGGGCCCGGCGAGAAAAGACGGAGAUUUCCAACCAGAGCCAAUGCAAAUAGUAGGGCUGCAACUAACAAUUAUUUUGGUAAUUGAUUAGUUUAUCGACAAUUUUUUCGAUUAAUCGACUAUUCUAACGAUUAUUUCCCAUAGGAAAUUAAAAUAAUGACUCAAAAUGUUGGAAUUUUAACUUGAAAUGUAUUUCAGCAACAAGUUGUGUAAACAUCAUAAUAAACAGUGUUUGGUGGCAGCAUUGUGGCUCACUGGCUGCCGAUUUUGGGCUCCUCUAGGGCCAUCCUCUCCACACUUGCCAUCUGUCUUGGUUUCAUUCUAGCUCUCUAAACAGCGUAACUCACUAAUGGAUGUGUGUCAGAGAUGAUGCUCCACAUCCCUUCCCAGCAAGGAGUGUCAGUGAGGGAGUCAAGCAACCGUGCAAUUGCUAACAAUCUGUUUAUAAUAGAUUGUACACUGUCUAUAAAAACAUAAACAAAGUAUUAGUCAAGCUGGCUGUUCCCCAACAGACUUUAUUGAAGUCAAAAAAACAAUAUUGUAAAUUGUGUACUGAGCUGACAUUGACUUUUGUAUGUAGGUUUGGUAAUUGCUUCUGAAUCCCUUUUUAUCUGAGAAAAAGAAACCGGGGCCUGGUUGUAUAAUAACCACAACCAGUUGGUCAUGAUAUAUGUCUGACACUGUCUUCACAAGCUGGACAGACACCAAAGCAGAGACGAUAGCCAGUUAUAUAGCUAGUUCUGGAAAAGUCAGCGUCUACUGUUGAGAUAUCUAUGUUUCUCUGUAUCUUGUGACUAUAUUUUACCUAUAUCCUGUGAAUAAAUAUUAGCUGUAUAGUCUAUAUAAACUAAUUAAGAUGUGUUUAUUUAUACCAAACACAUGCACAGACAUGCACAACACACUCUUGCAGUGGUAGGUAAAUUUAUCCUCUGCAUUUAACCCAUCUGGUGCAGGACACAAAGAGCAGUGAGCAGCCAUGUACAGUGCACGGGGAGCAGAUGUUGGGGGAGUAAGGUGCCUUGCUCAGGGGCACUAGACAGGGUAGGGAGACUCUUGGAUUUUUGUUUGGACAGAUCAAUCCAGGUUCGUCUUUUGUUGUCUCUCUGUGGAGACGAACCAGAGACCUUUUCUGCCCAUAGUCCAAGUUACUACCACUAGACCACCGCCUCUUCAAUGCACAAUACAAAGUAUAAACUGUCACUGUAACCUGUGUAAUUAAUCUUUUUUGACUCAGACACAGGGCCAGGCCAGAGCACGAUCACAGAAAGAGACCAUGCAGGAAACCAGCCGUUAGCAACUGACUGGUAACCAGGCACAUGAGCAGGUGCCAAUCUUAGUGUCAAUCUGACUGCAAAAUACAAUUUGGAGAUAGUGUGGGAUGGAAAUGCAUCUUGAGAUAUGAAAUAAUGAAAUUCUCAGACUGGAGUUGCCAUUGAUUCUUUGAAAUGUUAGGAUCUGCAGAGUUUGCACAACAAGCACAGGUUCUCAGGAAAGAGAGAGGUCAUGCCAGAAUUAAUACAAAGAGGUGUUUCAUGAAACGUGGUGAGAAAAAGAUAUGAAAUUCUCCUCUCUGUCUAAUCUGUGUCUCUCCGAUAUAGCAGGCUCCCUGUUGGCCAAGGCCACAGUAGUGGGACACUUGGUUAGUUGAAAGUGAUGUGAUUGCAAAAAACUGCACUUUGAGGAAACAGUAUACAUCUGGCCAAUAACUGAAUUCCCUCAAAGAAAAAUAACUGCCUCUGUGUUGCACCCUUAAUUAAUACAAAAAGUGUUGCCUACUCUUGUAUUAAAUUGUGAUUGUGACCACAUGAUUAUUAAUUAUUUUUCAAUCAAUGCAACAUUAAGGUUAUAUUGUAUUUAUUAGUAAGUUUGGGUCAAUAUUGGAUUUGUUAGUAUAGUUUCAGAGAAGUACUGUCAUCCUUAAAAAAAUGUCAGUGGUGCCUGUGUCGGUUAGGACAGACUGAUUUAAGAUUUUCAAUCCAUUAUUCUACUUUGGAAUCAUUUGGAAUGGUUUUUAAGGAAAGGACAAAUCAGUGAUUUGAAAUCACUGAACUUUGGAAUCAUUUGGAAUGGUUUUUAAGGAAAGGACAAAUCAGUGAUUUGAAAUCACUGAAUAUAAUAUCAUACAAUAGACCCUACAUUCAUCCUCCAUGAAAUGAGCUAACAAACAAUGAAAGCCUGAAUUCCAACUCAAAUGAUGUCAAAUCUACUGCUUAAGUAAAAAGACUUACUUACAUUGUUCACUCUGGGACCAUCAGACAAGGAAAACUCACAUUGGUCAUUUACCAAAGAUGAGGCCUGCACCAUGCGGCCAGCCAGCUGUGUCUGUUCAGAGUGAGCCAGGUGAGCUAGCUUCCUCUGUAGCUUCUUUGGGUGGAGCCACAGGAGGAAGUAGUAGACCAGAAAAGGAAAGGAAGUGAAGUAGGAGGGGAUUUUCAACAGUUGGAUUUUAAACUUGUUUAUAUAUAUAUAUAUACACACAUAUGUAUAUUUUUAAAUGAAUGUAUUGAUUUAUUUUUAUGUUUGCACUGUCUUUCUUUUUACAGUGACA
Messenger RNA from Platichthys flesus (European flounder), 5938 nucleotides. RefSeq names its product paramyosin-like. The coding region runs from base 641 to 2866 and encodes 741 amino acids. Lineage: Eukaryota; Metazoa; Chordata; Actinopteri; Pleuronectiformes; Pleuronectidae. The transcript has 4 exons. The record is from RefSeq and is a predicted model, not a curated record.